GCGACGACACCGGCAUGUUGCCAUACGAUGUCGUCUACCAAGUCAUAGACCAGCUCCAUGACAUACAUCCCGGGGACGUUCUCUCAACCGUGCUGGUCAACCGGGACUUCGCGGACGCCUCCCGUCCUUUUCUUUUCCGUCGCAUGGUGUUAGUUUUAACCUGCCAGGAUUCCAAGAAAGGCUUCAAAAAGCAGCUCAAGUUCUUCAGGAAGGCUUCGCACCUUCACCGCCACGUGAAGGAGAUACAGGUUAAGACGAGGCUUCUUGUCGUGCCAGGCGUGCGCGACAAGCACUGGACAUCCUUUGAAGCGCGGUUUGGCUCGAGUUUGGAGAAGCUUGUGGUCGCUCUGGCUCGUGAACUCGGCAGCCUACCACUGAAAGAAUUCAUUUGGUCGGGGGACAUGACUAUACCACCCAGAUUGCUCGCCACGCUAGAAUCCGGAUUUCCCGAAUGCGAGCUCUCUCUCCAUCACUACGACGGCUAUGCGCUGCCCAGCUCCAGCAAUCUUUCUCAUCAUCCUCUCGAGCGCUUCGCGCACAUUAUCAAGCGAUCCCCAAAGCUUAAAUCCUUAGAACUCACCCUCGAUCCUCGUCAAGGACGCACUCGGUAUAAUCCCACCCCGGCCCCCUUCUUACAAGACACAUCUUGUAUCUCGAUACCGUGCCCUACGCUUAACUCGCUCAGGCUGAACGGUUUUCAUUAUACUCCCAGCAGCGCUAAGCAAUUCGUGACGUGUCUCCGUCAAUGGACCCAGCUCCGCGCCCUUUACCUCGACGUCUGGGAUAGUGACGGCUCUGAACACCUUCUGCACGCCCUCGCAGCCGCGGGAGAAGCACUCCCCGCACUGAAUACCUUCCAGCUGAGGAUUCAGACGAGUCGGGAGUACUCAACAGAUCCACCUGCGCACGUCGUGGACGUCUUGGCUGCCCUCCCACGCACGCUGCAGAGCAUUGAACUCUUUGUUCCCUGCCCGGACGAGCUUCUAGACACCAUCAUGGAUCGACACGGUCCCAAACUCGUUUCGCUCACUAUGCACCAUCGAUCGUCAGAUUUCGAUUAUUCCUCGAUCCUUCACUGGAGCCGUGUCAGGGCAUUGAUUAGAACCUGCCCUUCGCUCAGGCAUCUUGGGCUCGAAGCGAACGCACAUCUAAGCUUUUUCACGGGCACGGUGUCGGAACUCUACAUUGGAAGGGAACACAUGGACAUUGCGCAAGUCAGGUCCAGACGCCAUUAUCUAGAUCUAGGGCCCGAACGUGCGAUCACGAGUGAGGAUACCCUCGUCGACGACGCGGCGAACAUUCAUGUUGUAAGAAUCUGCGGGCAGAACCAGGCGUACCUGCAGGCCCGGGUUCAUGGCGAGUGGCUGAAGCGCAGUGGUCAUACCGAGGAGAGAACGGUGUCCGUCUGGAACAUCGACUUCAGCGACAAUUGGCGCAUGGCCGAAAAAUGGACCGAAUCACUUUAA
This is a messenger RNA of Punctularia strigosozonata HHB-11173 SS5, 1466 nucleotides long. RefSeq lists its product as uncharacterized. The transcript has 6 exons. The coding region runs from base 15 to 1466 and encodes 483 amino acids. NCBI's taxonomy places the organism in Eukaryota, Fungi, Basidiomycota, Agaricomycetes, Corticiales, Punctulariaceae. The record is from RefSeq and is a predicted model, not a curated record.